Molecule: messenger RNA, 1759 nt
Organism: Galeopterus variegatus (Sunda flying lemur)
Lineage: Eukaryota; Metazoa; Chordata; Mammalia; Dermoptera; Cynocephalidae
Gene: CDT1
Product: chromatin licensing and DNA replication factor 1
Exons: 10
Coding region: 1-1521 (506 amino acids)
Biological process (GO): DNA replication checkpoint signaling; mitotic cell cycle; regulation of DNA-templated DNA replication initiation
Cellular component (GO): nucleus
Molecular function (GO): DNA binding; DNA polymerase binding
Source: RefSeq, a predicted model, not a curated record
AUGCGCGUGGCUCUAGGCGCUGCGGAGCUGCGCCGGCUUCGGCGCAUGCGCGCGGUUCGGCCACUUCCUGCUCCCCGCGCUCGCCUGCUGGGCCGGCCAAAGGUUUCUGGCCCCAGUUCUCCAGCUGCCCCUGGCUCCCCAGCCCGCCCCUCUCUGGGCAAGAAGAUAAAGAAAGCUCCCCUCUCAGCAGGUCAGCUGCCUGGCCUGCCAACCCAGCAGGACAAGGACACCACUGCUGAGCUCAAGUUGUGCCUGCAGCGGGCACGGGAGCUGGGGGCACGGGUCCAGGUGCUGAGGGCCAGUGCCCAGAAGAAGGAUGCUGGGGAAUCUAGCAUGCCAGAGGCUGAGGGGCCUCCAGAGGAGCCAUGCAGGGAGAAGGCCCCUGCCUACCAACGCUUCCACGCCCUGGCCCAGCCUGGGCCCCCUGGCCUCGUGCUGCCCUACAAGUACCAGGUGCUGGCCGAGAUGUUCCGCAGCAUGGACACCAUUGUGGGCAUGCUCCACAAUCGCUCGGAGACCGCGACCUUCGCCAAGGUCAAGCAGGGUGUCCAGGACCUGAUGCACAAGUGCUUUGAGGAGCGGAAUGUAGGCCAGAUCAAAACUGUGUAUCCUGCUUCCUACCACUUCCGCCAGGAGCGCAACGUCCCCACCUUCAAGGAUGGUGUGAAGAGGUCCGACUACCAGCUCACCAUCGAGCCGCUGCUGGACCAGGAGGCUGGAGGUGCAGUCCCCCAGCUCACAGCCACACGUCUCCUGCAGCGCCGGCAGGUCUUCAGCCGGAAUCUGGUGGAGCGAGUCAAAGAACACCACAAGGCCUUCCUGGCCUCCCUGAACCCUCCCAUGGCAGUGCCCGAGGACCAGCUUACGCGCUGGCACCCGCGCUUCAACGUGGACGAGGUGCCCGACAUCGAACCCGCUGAGCUGCCCCAGCCACCCACCACGGAGAAGCUUGCCACUGCCCAGGAGGUGCUGGCCCAUGCCCGCAGCCUCAUGUCGCCCAGGAUGCAGAAAGCCUUGAGUCAGCUGGCCCUGCACUCUGCCGAGCCCAGCAGCCCUGGGUCCCCCAGCCAGGCACUGCCAGCCACACCACCGGCCACUCCACCCGCUCCCUCUCCCAGUGCCCUCAAGGGGGUGUCUCAGGCCCUACUGGAGCGGAUCCGGGUGAAGGAGGCACAGAAGCAGCUGGCACAGAUGACGCGGCACCCAGAGCAGGAGCGCCGGCUGCAGCAGCUGCAGCGGCUGCCCGAGCUAGCCCGCGUGCUGCGCUGCGUCUUCGUGUCUGAGCGCAAGCCGGCGCUCACCAUGGAGGUGGCCUGCGCCAGAAUGGUGGCCAGCUGCUGUGCCGUCCUGAGUCCUGGAGAGAUGGAGAGGCACCUGGUGCUCCUCUCUGAGGUGCUUCCGGACUGGCUCAGCCUCCACCGCAUCCGCACCGACACCUACGUCAAGCUGGACAAGGCUGCUGACCUGGCUGUUGUCACAGCACGGCUGGCCCGCCUGGUGCGUGCUGAGGAGGGGCUGUGAGCGCUGGGGCCGCCUUGGAUCAAGAUGGGUGCAGAGCUUGCCGGCCUGGCCCCUGCCUGUCCUAUCCCUAUAGAAGCAGGAUGCGCCUCGCUCCUCCCUUCCCUACUCCCCUGGAGUCGGAGGCCGGACGCUGGGCUGCAGACUGCACAGCCUGAGUGUCUCCUGCCGGUGUGGGUCGUGGGUCUGCCCGUGGGUCCCAUGUACGGUGUGUUCAUAUUAAACUGAUUUCUGUGGGUGG